This is a messenger RNA of Seminavis robusta, 1260 nucleotides long. The record is from the annotation of a GenBank genome assembly. Lineage: Eukaryota; Bacillariophyta; Bacillariophyceae; Naviculales; Naviculaceae.
AUGAAUGAAAUACAAGUGAGAAAGGAGCUGGUGCACACUCUAGAAGAAUGGGGAGUCAAUGAUCUGAGCAAAAAACAUCACGCUGACUUCAGAAGCCGUGUUCUCCGGGAGGGGGUGGCCCAGUUCCGAAAGACGAGUCGCUCUGCUACAUUUGAGCACCUUCGACACGAGAGAUUUCCAAAAGACUACGAAGAAGCCAUUCGACACUUCAUGACGUGCGAACUUGAGAGUGCAGAAGAGAUUUUCCGAUACUCCUGCAUUGAUCGGCUUGAUGACGUAUACGACGUACCUUCCUUCGCUCCUUAUUUUCGUGUCUACUCUCGAUCAGAUCCGACCAAAGUUUUCGGUUAUAGGAUAAGGCCAGCCUUCAGCAGUAUCCCAAAAAGCCGUUUGGACCCUUUCGUACGAUUCCGGUUUCGCUUCAGCGGGCUCAAAGUCUCGGAAUCAAUCUGGCAGCAUUGGUUCCUGGGCUCGGACGCUGCUGCUUUGGGAAUGAUCUUUGAAGCCAUCCUGGCAUCUCAUGCCAUUCACAAUGAAGCCUGCUUUGAAUGUAAAUCACGAAACAGUUUGCGUUGGAACGGUGGCUGGGAGAGUUCUUGGAUGGACCUGGUUUGCACAUUUUGUAAUUCCACGUGCGAAAUCAAGACCAAAGCAUCCAUGGAGAAGUGCGAGACCGUAUUUGAGCACAGCAAUCUUCGAGGUGGACUUUACGCUAACUAUUGGAAGCACCGAAAUGCCAUACGAGAUAAGCAUCAAAAGAUGUUUCUCGUGAUACUUCCGCGAGAAUGGACUCUGGGUCGUAAUGGCAAGCGCAUUCGACCAGUUUCGUGCGUGGAGAUUGACUCUGUGUCGCCAGAGUUGGUACCUUCUUGUUUCCUUCCAGAGCAACUCCCUCCUGGCCUCAACCCGAAACAACGAGAACAGUACGAGAACCUCAGCAUCAGAGGGCGUGUCGUGCUAAAAGCGAGCACCAAAGCGAAAUGGUUUGACCUGGAGAAGUGGGAACCUCCCAUUGACUAUGGAAUCAUAAUGGAGGAACUGUUCAUUGCACGAUACUCUCGGAAAGAGUUUGAUAGAAUCGAAACAAUGUUUUGUGGCAGUGAAGACGAGGACGAAAGUGGCGACUGCAUAGUCAACGAUCAAACUCAAACGCAGGAACAGCCCGAGUCAACAGUGAGCCAGAAGGAAGCACUACUUGAGAAACUGAAGGAUGCUGAAAGUGUUGAAAACUGGGAAGACCGCAGCGAUUGUUCUGUAUAA